AUGACUCUUUUAAAGUUAUCUAAUCUAUUGUUAUUACAUAUCAUAUCACAGAUUGAUGAUAAUGCAGAUACAGUAUGUUUAUUGUUAACUUGCAAGAGGAUAUAUAGUAAUGGUAGUAUUAGAAGAUUGAUUCAGUUCAAAGGGAUAAGAGCUAUCAAUACUGACAAGGGUCAGAUAUCAGAGCCGUUUAAAGCAACAGCCAUUCAAUUCAGAAUCAACUCAUUCAAUGAUAUCUUGCUGAAUAGUGUAUCUGAUCAAUAUGUCAUCUUGGACCGUUGCAAAGGCUUCUUGGAGCGAUUCAACAACUAUCCUCACUGGAUACGACAACGUAUCACAUCCACCACUGCCGACAGAGUUGACAAGAGUAACAUUACCACUGCUUUGUUGAUCGAUUACCAACCAUCAUCGAUACAGUUACUCUACGACAACAUACCGUCAAUCGAAACACUAUUCAUCCACAAAGAUACCUACGAUAUUAUUAUAGAGGUUGAUCUUGGCUCUAUCGCACUGUUGCCCAAUCUCGAACGUCUUUCACUUGUUGGUGUAAACCAUGUGAUACUUGGUCGCCAUACAUCACUCAAGUCUCUGAAACUACAAAUCAAUACACCAUACACUCUCGCCGACUUGGGAUUGGACAAAUUGGUAUCGCUGACCGAGUUGAGCUUCAAGAGUCAUUUUGUGUCGAGUAUGGCUCCAGAAGAUCAAUUGCCAAUCGGUCUGACGUCGCUCACUCUCAGACUGAACAAGACACCCCCACGAGAUGCAUUCCAUUCAUUGAGGUCACUCGUCAAACUCAAGAUUAUUCUGCAAAAUGCAUCAUCAUUGCCUUUUCCUGAAGAGGUGGAGGAGGAGGAGGAGGUGGUGGUGGUGGUGCCAGAACAACCAUUGAUCAAUCUCGAACAUCUGCCAAACCUCAAUACGUUCAAGCUCGAUGACAACACAAAAAAAUUGGAUGAAGUGAUCAAUCACACCAAUGUUAGACAUUUAACUAUUAUUUAUGAUGCGACUGGCAUGGUCAUACCCUAUUAUUUUUCUCUUACAAGAUUGGACUCUGACAAUAGAAAUGUAUUGGUAUUGGAGAAACAGUCACUUUCAGGUGGAAUAAUCACUCAACGAAUAAUAACCAAUCAACAACAACAACAACAGACACAAUAUGAUCCCAUCCUUUUACAUUUUUAUCCCAUCUACUCAAAAUCUCCUUAUGAAUUGAAAUGGAGUUUUGCCAAAGAUACAUACAACUUUUGA
Molecule: messenger RNA, 1245 nt
Organism: Cavenderia fasciculata
Lineage: Eukaryota; Evosea; Eumycetozoa; Acytosteliales; Cavenderiaceae
Exons: 2
Coding region: 1-1245 (414 amino acids)
Source: RefSeq, a predicted model, not a curated record